UGUCGAUCAACUGCCUCGGGCCACAAGGAGCGCAUUCAAUCGCCCUCCGAGUCGACGGGGAAGACUUCUGAAAGAGAUAACGAUCUGCGCACGCACGUGCCCAAGCGACGAGCGCGCGAAACGUUAACGUCCAACUCGCCGGCCACCACGCUUGAUACCAACCGUUCCCGGGGCUGGAUCACCAAGAUACCCUCCUCUCCAUUAAAUAUAUAGAGACAGAAUGUCCUCGUUCUUUGGCCUCGGCAAGACGCGCACGUUCAAGCCGCGCAAGGACGUGCCCGAGGGCACGAGGCAGUACCAACUGCGCAAAUAUGCCGAAGCGACACUCGGCUCAGGCAACCUCCGCCUCGCGGUGAAGCUCCCGGAGGGCGAGGAUGAGGAUGAGUGGCUGGCGGUGCACGCGGUGGACUUUUUCAACCAUUUGAACAUGUUGUACGGGACGGUCACAGAGUUCUGCACGCCACAAGAGUGCCCGAUAAUGUCCGCAGGCCCACGAUACGAGUACCUCUGGGAAGAUGGCGUGCGAUACAAGCGGCCGACAAAGCUGCCCGCGCCAGAGUACGUCGACGCGCUCAUGAACUGGACACAGAGCUUGCUCGACAACGAGGAGGUGUUUCCGAACAAGAUCGGCGUGCCAUUCCGCAAGGGCUUCCACGACACGGUGCGCACGAUCUUCCGGCGGCUGUUCCGCGUGUAUGCGCACUUGUACAGCAACCAUUUUGACCACAUCUGUGCGCUGGGCAUCGAGGCGCACCUAAAUACGAGCUACCGGCAUUUCUUUCUCUUUGUGAACGAGUUCAACCUGGUAGACAAGAAGGAACUGGCACCUCUGGACGAGCUGAACGAUGCGAUUCUUGCGGAGGACAAGGGGCGGUAGUGUGUAGAUAUGUAGAAUUUCUUGACGUCGAUACCCUCUACUUUAGCUUGUACGAUAACAUGAUGUAUGCGGAGGAGAAACGGUCUAGGCCGCGUAGUCUCCUGCGUCAUUGGAACGGGCGUUGCAGGGCGAGCAUGAGGUUAAUGGGGAGGAACGAGGCAGGGGAGCGGAACGGGCGGGGACUCGAGGCGGCUCGCAGCGAUGGAACGAUCGCGUGCAUGACGCGACGCGUCUUGGGCCGGCGCUUGGCGUGUGCCGUCGGCUGAUCAACCC
Messenger RNA from Laetiporus sulphureus 93-53, 1150 nucleotides. RefSeq names its product Mob1/phocein. The record is from RefSeq and is a predicted model, not a curated record. Gene Ontology annotation, molecular function: protein kinase activator activity. NCBI's taxonomy places the organism in Eukaryota, Fungi, Basidiomycota, Agaricomycetes, Polyporales, Laetiporaceae. The coding region runs from base 221 to 877 and encodes 218 amino acids. The transcript has 10 exons. Gene Ontology annotation, cellular component: cytoplasm; nucleus. Gene Ontology annotation, biological process: positive regulation of protein phosphorylation; cell division; signal transduction.